AUGGCCGACAGCUCAGACCCUCCCAAGACAGAUGGCUUGCCUCAGGGUGCGAAAUAUGAGGCUCCCAAGCCCCCAAAACAAAAUCCCGCUCUUCGGAUGAUGGGGAUGCCCAACCUCCGACUGAGAUUGCCUUCGCGGAAUUGGAUGAUCUUCCUGACCAUCGUCGGCUCCUGGACUGCAGCUGUUGUCUACGACAGAAGGGAAAAGAAGAAAGCUCAAAAGAAAUGGUGCGACUUGGUCGCCCAUAUCGCCCAAGAGCCUCUUCCAGCCAACCAGAUGCCCCGCAAGUUGACUGUCUUUCUGUCUGCUCCUCCAGGUGACGGCAUUAGACCUUCACGACAGUAUUUCAAAGACUACGUCAAACCCGUAUUAGUCGCUGCGGCAAUCGAUUACGACGUGAUCGAAGGUCGGAAGGAAGGGGACGUCCGAUAUGGAACAGCAGAACAAAUACGCAGGCUACGGCGGAAAAAAGGCGAAAAGGGGCCUAACUCAACGGAGCCAGAGAUGGAUACCGAAGCAGCGAUAGAUAUGAUUCGGGAUAAGAUGCAGAUUGUGCCAGAGCCUGGAGUGCGCGGCGAUCUAGUCCUUGGAAGACACACUUGGAAAGAAUACAUAAGAGGACUUCAUGAGGGCUGGCUAGGGCCAGUAGACGAACCUCCACCACCGCCUGAACCUCUCUCCACCCCCGAACUUGAACCCUUGUCUCCACAUCCUCCCAUCGCAGUUCAAACAGAUAAUUCCCCGGAAGCCACAGAAAGCCCCGAGAUGUCCAAACCCGACUCCGAAAAGAAAGCAAGUGAGGAAGAGAAGAAAGAGGAGGAAAAGAAAAAGCCAUACCCGCCACCGGCAUACCUCUCUGUCGAAAAAUACCCAUCCGCCAGCUUAUCGCCCCAUACUCCAAGCAUAUUGGAACCGUCCCAACCAAUCCACCAACAGCAUCUCUUAGGCUUCCUCAAGACUCCUCAGAGGAUAUACAACUUCCUCACACGUCGAUAUCUGGCGGAUCAAAUUGGUCGCGAGACAGCAGCCAUUGUCCUUGCCGCAAGCAGACCGUACGAGCAAAAUCCUUCAUCGACCACAGCAUUCUCCGCGGAUCAAUCAGAUCUUGACGCGGACCCUGUGGCUACCAGAUCACCUGAAUCCGACGCCUCUUCCUCCUUCCCACAGAACCAGACAGCGUGGGAACAGCAAUCACUCCUGAUCCAAGAAGAACCGAAAUGGCACAAAUCCGUGCGCAAACCCCGCAAGGAGAACGAUGACGAGUUCUACGAGCCCAUCUGGACCCGUGACAUGGUUCUUGACGAAAGGAUAGGUUCGCGGAUGAGAAAGUUCCAGCUGGAUCCGGAGGAGGCGGCGAGAGCGGAGAGGAUCGGUCGGGGCCAGGAGAAGGCGAGGGUGAGGGAGGUGGUGGAUUUGAGGAACGAGAAAGUCAUUAUCGGCAACUUGGACGAUGAUUGA
This is a messenger RNA of Fonsecaea multimorphosa CBS 102226, 1458 nucleotides long. RefSeq lists its product as uncharacterized. The record is from RefSeq and is a predicted model, not a curated record. NCBI's taxonomy places the organism in Eukaryota, Fungi, Ascomycota, Eurotiomycetes, Chaetothyriales, Herpotrichiellaceae. Gene Ontology annotation, cellular component: intracellular membrane-bounded organelle; membrane; cytoplasm. The transcript has 2 exons. Gene Ontology annotation, biological process: sphingosine biosynthetic process. The coding region runs from base 1 to 1458 and encodes 485 amino acids.